Mizuhopecten yessoensis (Yesso scallop) is the source of this 1952-nucleotide messenger RNA. Its product is annotated as putative ammonium transporter 1. Gene Ontology annotation, cellular component: membrane. Gene Ontology annotation, molecular function: ammonium channel activity. Bases 193 to 1713 code for a protein of 506 amino acids. The record is from RefSeq and is a predicted model, not a curated record. The transcript is spliced from 12 exons. NCBI's taxonomy places the organism in Eukaryota, Metazoa, Mollusca, Bivalvia, Pectinida, Pectinidae. Gene Ontology annotation, biological process: ammonium homeostasis; ammonium transmembrane transport.
CACUCAUCUUUGACGAGGAACAUUCAUGUUUCAUAACAGCAUUUCAUUAAUCACAUGUCAACGGGUUCAUUCGUACGAUUGUUUAUCCAAUCUGAAUAUUCAUGCUAAACAAAGAUACAUAUUGAUUUAAUCAAAUUUUAAAAGUGUCUGAAAUACAUGUGUUAGACGUCCUGAUUUUUGGUAGUUAAAAAGAUGACGAUUUCUACUGAAAUGAACAUGACUAUCAAUAUAACGGAGCUGCAAGUGCAAAUCGCCGAAUUAAGGAGUGCCCAAGCGAGUCUCCUCCACUGGCAGGCGUAUACAAACAAUAAUCUUGACCACUUCUUCAGGAUUGCCCUUGCCAUCAUUGUAUUCUUGAUGCAGGGUGGGUUCGCCAUGCUUGAGGCUGGAUGCGUUAGAAGUAAAAACGCAACCAAUAUACUCAUAAAAAAUCUGCUCGACUCCUUCAUAGCUGGUUUUUCUUACUGGCUGGUGGGCUAUGCAUUUGCCCUGGGGAAGGGAAACUCAUUUAUCGGCUAUACCUAUUUUGCUCACUACGGUUUACAACUGGAGAACUAUUCACUGUGGUUUUUCCACUAUGUUUUCGCCGCCACUGCUGCAACUAUCGUUUCCGGUUCCGUCGCAGAAAGGUGCGACUUUAUCGCCUACCUGAUAUACAGCUCAAUAAUAACAGGUUUUAUUUACCCUGUCCUCGUACACUGGGCGUGGACACCAGAGGGCUGGUUAGCCAAGGGUUUCACUUAUGAACAUAACGGGGAUAUACUGACCAUUACAUACAGAGACUUCUCCGGAAGUGGUAUAGUCCACAUGCUAUCUGGCCUCGCAGCUUUCGUCGGAGCCAAGGCGCUCGGUCCCAGGGUAGGGAGGUUCGAUGACGUCACUGGUAAACCAUGUGAAAUACAGGGACAUUCCAUCGUGUUGUCUGCCCUUGGCGGGUUUAUCCUGCUGUUUGGGUUUCUCGCCUUUAACGCAUCGGCCGUUGGAACACUCUCCGGAGAAGGUCAAGGAGAACUGAUGUCAAAGAUAGUGACCAAUACCAUCAUGUCCGGUUCUUCGGGUGGUCUUGUGGCCAUGGUAACGAAAUACAUCACAGGAGAUUCAAAAUGGCAGUUUACUAUUACACUCAAUGGAUCUCUUGCUGCUAUGUGUGCUAUUUGCGGCUGUGUGGACAACAUACAUACAUAUAUAGCUGUGGUUAUAGGGGCAAUAGGAGGAGCAAGCUAUGUGUUCUUCAACUGGUUUGUCCUCCACAAAUGUCGAGUCGAUGACCCUCUGGAUGCUGUAGCAGUUCAUCUGGGUGGCGGAUUUAUUGGUGUCCUUUCUGUAGCGUUUUUCCAUAACGAGGUCGGGAUUUUCUUUAACUGGAACAUGGAGUCUGGUUUGACACUUGCCUGGCAGUGUGUCGGGAUUCUGGCCGUUGUGGGAUGGACAGGCGGAAUGUGUGUAAUAAUGUUCUACACACUGAAGGCAUUGAAGAUACUUCGAGUUCCUCUGGAAUUCGAAUUAAAAGGCAUUGACAUCCCAAAGCAUGGCCAGCAUGCCUAUCCGUUGGAGGCUUACGGAAACGAAUGGGGGUUACCGGAGAAGGCAGAUGUCAUUGUACUACCUAAAGACGAGGACAAAGGUGCAAGAAACAGGAAAUCAAAUGGAAGCAACUUGGCGGCCUCAAAUGGAUCCCUUGCAUCCGACGUCACAAUGACAACAAAUAUAUGACAUUUGCGUAUCUCACAUCUCUAACAUGACUUGUAUAUGACGUAUUUGUAUCAGACGUCACCAUAUCGACAUAUAUGAAGUAUUUGCUUUUGACGUCAUCGCCAUCACAGAUUAUGGCGACUUUGUAUCUGACGUCAUCAUAUCGACAAACAUAUGUGGUUGAUAAAAAUUAAGAAAUAGCAUGCAAACAAAAUUAUCAAACUUAAAUCUUCCUCAUUAAAUUACUCUGCCAUGUUUCA